Argentina anserina (silverweed cinquefoil) is the source of this 454-nucleotide messenger RNA. RefSeq names its product organ-specific protein P4-like. The record is from RefSeq and is a predicted model, not a curated record. Bases 26 to 454 code for a protein of 142 amino acids. The transcript is spliced from 2 exons. NCBI's taxonomy places the organism in Eukaryota, Viridiplantae, Streptophyta, Magnoliopsida, Rosales, Rosaceae.
GUCUUCUUGCAUAACAAUUGUUGCAAUGAACUCCCUCUUUACCAUCUUCGCUCUCCUCGCACUUGUUCUGGUUGCUACAACUGUAGAAUCAAGAGUAGGACCAGGAGGAUACGAGAAAAUUGUCAUCGAAAGGAUACCGGAAGACUUAUGGAAACUUGUGAAAGAAAAGUUUGAGCUUAAUAAUGUUAACAAUCUAUCUGAUAAAAAGGCUGAGAAAGCCGACUGCCAUGAUACUGAGAAGCCUAAAAUUGAGAUUGAAGAGUUUGAACCGAGACCUAAUGUCUCAGUUUAUCAUAAUGACAGUGAAGUAAAAGGGUCGUCUAAGUCCAUCGAUAACAUGGAAUCUAAGGAUAAUGGUUCUAAGGAUAAGCUGUCAUUUGAAGCCAAAGCGAAAACGCAUGCAUUUGAAGAAGAUUUUGAGCCAAGGCCAAAUGUUUCUAUGUACAAUGACUGA